AGUUACCUCCCUCCUCACAUGACAGUGUAUCAUCAUUCGCAAAACAAGAUGUCGGCUUCAACAAAUCGACGAAAUCAGGUGAUGGUGGGGGAGCUCCCCAAUGACUUCCUGCGUAUCUCGGGGCAACCCACGCAGAUGAUGGAAGAUGAGAGGAUAGCCCAGAUCCUACAGGCCCAGCAGCAAGCCGGGGUGGGGAUGAUGCCCACCAACAUUGCUGGCAGACUUAGCAUCACUGUUGUCCAGGCCAAGUUGGCUAAGAACUAUGGUCUGACCAAGAUGGACCCCUACUGCAGAAUCAGACUGGGGCACACUGUGUUUGAGACACCCACAGCUUGUAAUGGCGCCAAGAAUCCAAGAUGGAACAAGACUGUGCAGACGUAUCUCCCAAACGGGGUGGAUUCCAUGUACAUCGAAAUCUUUGAUGAGAGGUCCUUCACAGUGGAUGACCGGAUUGCAUGGGCCCACGUCACUAUCCCAGCGUCAGCCCUGAAUGGUGAUACUUCAGAUGAUUGGUAUCCUCUGAGUGGUCGCCAAGGAGAUGAGAAGGAGGGAAUGGUCAACCUUGUGAUGAGCUUCACAGCUGCAGCGGACAUGCCAGCAUCAUCCUUCACGUACACGACACCAGCGUUCCAGCCAGUCCCCGCCAUGAUGCCUAUGUACUAUCCAGCAGUGCAGCCGGUUGUUGUCGGAGUUGCCCCUGGGAUGCAACCGGGCGUGCAGCCGGGGAUGGUGUACCCACAGCAGAUGGUGCAGCAGCAGCAGCAGCCGCAACAACCACAAGGACCUUUGUACACGGAACAGGACCUCCAACAGGUCAAGGACAUGUUCCCAAAUAUGGAAGAAGAGGUGGUGAAAUCGGUGUUUGAGGCGAACCGCGGCAACAAGGAUGCAACCAUCAACUCACUGUUGUCAAUGAAUUCCGACUAACUUGAGACACGUAACAUACUUUAAACAUUCUGUAUGACCAUAACAUGAGGUUCGCCUUCGGGACCAAUCAAUGUCCCGAAUAGUUCACGUAAGUUAGAAAACACAAAUUGUGCUAUCAGUCUUUCAAGGGUUACAGUUAUCUGAAAUCCCAGUUCUUUUUUCCAUGCAGAUGAUAUCUUCAGCCUCAGGGGACAUAAUCUCCAUGUCUCCUUAUCGUUACGCUUUAUCGGUGUAUGAUUGAUAGGUAAAGAAGAACUUUUCAAUGUUGAAAUUUUUGCAUGAGCAAGCAUUGUUUAAACUCAAACAUGUAAGUUGUGUGUUGUUGUCAUUGCCUAUUAAAGACAAACAAUUUGGAAGUCCCUUCACAGUCUGUAUGAGCAAACGUCAAGCACUCCAGAACCCUGUAUAAUUUUGAACACCGAACAUGCAUAUAUUUGCAUAUUUCUAUUUUGAGUCAUACUGUGAAUGGAAUUUGUUGAUUGUCAUUUACUGAUUUGUUUAUGGUAUUUUUACAUCACCCUUAAUAAAUCCUUUGCCUUAAGGAGCAGUAAAAUGCCAACCGGAACUCAUCACAUGUUCCCAUGGUAACUUGAGAAUGUAUGUAAAUGAAUGAAACCACCAAACGUUGAGCAUCAAUAUCAGAUAUGCUGAGGCAGGAUUUAAAGAUAGCCUUUGAUCUAUUCUUAAUAGCUGAAUACCCAAAGUAUCAUGUGACUGAAAUAUGUCAUAAUGGAAUUCCUGUCACACGACACAAGAAAUCACAAUGAUAUCUGUUGUUUUGUCACAAGCCCUCACGCCUUCAUGCUCAUCACAGAGCUCGUUUGCUGUAAGGCUUCCCAGCAUUGCUGUCAACUGUUAUGGCAUCCUUGUCGAUAAGGAAUGGAAGAGUCACACAUUUCCUGUAGUUCUCUGAUAUUUCUAUACUACCUAGAAGUAGUUAAGGGUCACCAUUUCUUACAUAAUUAUUACUAUGGUGAUGUCUUUUUCUAUCAUGCCAAUGACAGAUUAACUCUGGUAAUAUGAGAGAAUCAGGUGGCCCUAAAAACCUUUUUGAGUCACGUAUUUCAGAUUUUGGUGGAAAUUCAUAUCGAGUACUGGAUGUGUACUUUUGAUUGUAAGUCUGUUUGUAGCACUGUCUGGAAGAACUUAAGGGUUUGUGGAAAGGCUUAUGAAGUACAAGACAUAUAAAUACUCUGUUCUUUUCAGUAUUUGUCAGUCAUAUGGGUAUGUGCAGCAGUAUGUUAAUAUUUUCUUCCCUGCACAAAAAAGGAUCGGAAAGACAACAAAUAUGAUUAAUAUAAACUCUAUAUUAAUAAGAAGCAUUGUUUAUCUUAAUCCAGAAAGUUAAACUCAAAAGGAGACCUCUUGUUUUAAUAUAAUUUUCAGCUUAAAGACUUCAUACUUCGAAAGUAAUUUGCUCUUCUUAGAGGAUAUUCCAUAUGGGAAUACUAUUUGUCCAAAUGUUCAACAGGUCCUGUUUCUUUUUUCAUUUCUUUGCUAUUUGUUUCAUGAUGGAUUUCCUUCUGGUGUCAUCGGAAAGCUUGACUCUUUGUGAACGAUUUCAAGAUGAUGUGAUGUUAUCUAGAUGUCUCUAGAUUGUAAAUACAUGUAUGCAUAUUUCCUGCUUUCCUUGUCUACUUAGUUAAUGAGUAUUAGAGUUUAAUCAAAAGCAUUGAAAACAUCCAUUGGCCUGUAUAUAUCAUAAAAUGAUCACCUGAUUAACACACUUUUAAAGUGCUGCAACAAUA
This is a messenger RNA of Haliotis rubra (blacklip abalone), 2675 nucleotides long. Its product is annotated as toll-interacting protein B-like. Gene Ontology annotation, biological process: ubiquitin-dependent protein catabolic process. Gene Ontology annotation, molecular function: ubiquitin binding; ubiquitin conjugating enzyme binding. The coding region runs from base 19 to 927 and encodes 302 amino acids. Gene Ontology annotation, cellular component: cytoplasm. The transcript is spliced from 7 exons. Lineage: Eukaryota; Metazoa; Mollusca; Gastropoda; Lepetellida; Haliotidae. The record is from RefSeq and is a predicted model, not a curated record.